Messenger RNA from Sabethes cyaneus, 1884 nucleotides. Its product is annotated as ankyrin repeat domain-containing protein 50-like. Gene Ontology annotation, molecular function: protein binding. Bases 1 to 1884 code for a protein of 627 amino acids. Lineage: Eukaryota; Metazoa; Arthropoda; Insecta; Diptera; Culicidae. The record is from RefSeq and is a predicted model, not a curated record. The transcript has a single exon.
AUGGUCGAUCAUUUCAUUAAAGCUGGAGCAAAUGUUAAUGGUAAGACUAAGUUUGGGGACACAGAACUGCAUUUUGCGGCAGAAAGUGGCCACAGAGACGUUAUAAAACAGUUGGUUGAAGCAGGAGCGAAUGUCGAUGCUACAGAUCAAUAUGGGAGAACUGCAUUGAUGGUUUCAUCCCAAGAAGGCCAUACGGAUGCCGUGGAAUAUCUACUAACAAAAACUACUACUAGCAUUAACGCCGUGAAUUCUUACGGAGACACAAUGUUGCAUUUGGCAUCAAAGAGAGGCUAUACGGACAUUAUUAGACUGUUGGUUGCAGCAGGAGCGAACGUCGAUGCUACAGAUCAAUAUGGGAGAACUGCAUUGAUGGUUUCAUCCCAAGAAGGCCAUACGGAUGCCGUGGAAUAUCUACUAACAAAAACUACUACUAGCAUUAACGCCGUGAAUUCUUACCGAGACACAAUGUUGCAUUUGGCAUCAAAGAGAGGCUAUACGGACAUUAUUAGACUGUUGGUUGCAGCAGGAGCGAACGUCGAUGCUACAGAUCAAUAUGGGAGAACUGCAUUGAUGGUUUCAUCCCAAGAAGGCCAUACGGAUGCCGUGGAAUAUCUACUAACAAAAACUACUACUAGCAUUAACGCCGUGAAUUCUUACCGAGACACAAUGUUGCAUUUGGCAUCAAAGAGAGGCUAUACGGACAUUAUUAGACUGUUGGUUGCAGCAGGAGCGAACGUCGAUGCUACAGAUCAAUAUGGGAGAACUGCAUUGAUGGUUUCAUCCCAAGAAGGCCAUACGGAUGCCGUGGAAUAUCUACUAACAAAAACUACUACUAGCAUUAACGCCGUGAAUUCUUACGGAGACACAAUGUUGCAUUUGGCAUCAAAGAGAGGCUAUACGGACAUUAUUAGACUGUUGGUUGCAGCAGGAGCGAACGUCGAUGCUACAGAUCAAUAUGGGAGAACUGCAUUGAUGGUUUCAUCCCAAGAAGGCCAUACGGAUGCCGUGGAAUAUCUACUAACAAAAACUACUACUAGCAUUAACGCCGUGGAUGCUGACGGAGACACAAUGCUGCAUUUAGCAUCAGAGAGAGGUGAUACAGACAUCAUUAAACUGUUGGUUGCAGCAGGAGCGAACGUCGAUGCUACAGAUAAAUAUGGGAGAACUGCAUUGAUGAUUUCAUCCCAAGAAGGCCAUACGGAUGCAGUGGAAUAUCUACUACCAAAAACUACUACUAGCAUUAACGCCACGAAUUCUGACGGAGACACAACGCUGCAUUUGGCAUCAGAGAGUGGUGAUACGGACAUCAUAAAACUGUUGGUUGCAGCAGGAGCGAACGUCGAUGCUACAGAUGAAUUUGGGAGAACUGCAUUGAUGAUUUCAUCCCAAAAAGGCCAUACGGAUGCAGUGGAAUAUCUAUUACCAAAAACUACUACUAGCAUUAACGCCGUGGAUUCUGACGGAUACACAAUGCUGCAUUUGACAUCAGCAGGUGGUUAUACGGACAUCAUUAAACUGUUGGUUGCAGCAGGAGCGAACGUCGAUGCUACAGAUCAAUAUGGGAGAACUGCAUUGAUGGUUUCAUCCCAAGAAGGCCAUACGGAUGCCGUGGAAUAUCUACUAACAAAAACUACUACUAGCAUUAACGCCGUGGAUGCUGACGGAGACGCAAUGCUGCAUUUAGCAUCAAAGAGAGGUGCUACGGACAUCAUUAAACUGUUGGUUGCAGCAGGAGCGAACGUUGAUGCUAGAGAUAAAGAUGGGAGCACUGCGUUGAUGAUUGCAUUUCGAAGAAGAAAUUCAGACGCUGUGGAAUACCUACAAACAAAACGUACCAGCGAAUUAAAAAGAGAGCACAUCACUGCAUUUAGCAGCAGUGAGUAG